AUGUCUGCUCAACCUACAAUCUAUCUUGUCACUGGUGGAGGACGUGGCAUAGGCUUUAGCCUCGUCCAAGCUCUCUCUACUCGGCCCAACACGGUCGUCUAUGCUGGGGUCCGCUCGUUCCCUCCAGGCGCUGACAGUGACCUCGGCCGACUCGCCGCUCAGUCCCCAACUGUCGUCCUGCCCAUCAAGCUCACAAGCGGGAGCAUCGAGGAUAACCACGCUGCCGCAGCUGCUAUCAAGGGGAAGUUUGGCAUGCUUCACUGUGUCAUCGCUUGUGCAGGUGUAUCGUCCGGACUAUCCUCCGUGCUCUCCGCUACCCCGUCACAGAUGAGGAGCGACUUUGAGACCAAUUCCAUCAGUCCGCUAGUCUUGUUUCAAGCGCUGGCGCCCCUCCUCCUCGCCACGCACGCCGCCUCUCCCGGUUCUGCCAGCCCCAAGUUCGUCGCCAUCUCCUCGCAGCGAGGCCAGAUCACCGACUGCAUGGCGUACACUUUUGACUCCUAUGGGUGCUCGAAGGCCGCUCUCAACUAUCUUAUCAAGAAGAUGGACGUGGAGCACCCGCAGAUCAUUUCGUUCCCCAUUCACCCGGGGUCAGUAAAGACUGAGAUGGGGCACGCGGGCGUCGCUGCUCUGUCUGUCAAGCUGGAGGACAUCGGAGGGAUAUCGGCCGAGGAGAGCGCGGCGGGUAUACUCAGCGUGAUCGACAAGGCGACAAAGGAGAGUCAAGGGGGCAGGUUCUGUACUUGGGAGGGCGAACAGCUGCCCUUCUAG
Molecule: messenger RNA, 771 nt
Organism: Dioszegia hungarica
Lineage: Eukaryota; Fungi; Basidiomycota; Tremellomycetes; Tremellales; Bulleribasidiaceae
Product: NAD(P)-binding protein
Exons: 4
Coding region: 1-771 (256 amino acids)
Source: RefSeq, a predicted model, not a curated record